AUGGAGACACCAAACAAAUCACGUCCCACAGCUCCCGACAUUCUGGUCCAGGGGCUGCCCGAGCAGCGCGCCACAGUCGCACGAUCCGUCCGACCUCCAUGGCAAGAUCGCAUCGCUGAGCUUGCGCGGCUGGCAGCUGCCUCCCCUGGGAUGGAUGGGCAAGGAAGUGAUAAGAGUGACACGGGGUCUCUCAUGCAUCAUCAUCUGGAUGCGAUUGAAUCCAUCCUUCAGGACCCGCGGCCGGGGCUAGUUCACGAAGUGACCAAGUGUCGCACACGACGCACGAGCUUUGGAACUAAAGGCUUGUCAAAUCCACCAGGUUGUCCUGAGGAUAUGCCAUCUGAUCUUUCGGAAGGUGCUUGCCAGCAUGAGGCCCUGAAUCACGAAUUGGCGUCCAGUUUACGGACGCUUCUUGGAGAGGUCACUGAGUUAAACCAGGAACUACAUCGACGCCAUGCAGAAUCUGUUGAGAUUCGUGAGCUUAUGGACAUGAAAUGUCGUGGGUUAGCAAGAACAAUUGCUGAAUUGGAGGAUGAGGUGUCUGAAUUGCAAUCGGAUCUGGUCGACGACUCAAUCGAAUUGGAGGGUCUCCAGGGUACGGUCCGUGGCCUGGAGGAUUGGGUCGCAGGGCUGCGCGAAGGGCAAGGCUGGCCCGUGCUAAGCCGGCCGAACGUCGGAAAGCGUUAUGGUGGGCAGGUCGGGAAUGAUGGCGACGCGAUAGCAAUACUUGACGGGCUGGGUGCGUGGAUGCGGGGAUGGAGAGACGUGGAGGACGGACACAAGGCUCGGGCACGAGCGCGGAAGUUGCGGCGGGACCAACGACAGGAGCUUCUGAAACGCAGGGGCAGGACCUAG
This is a messenger RNA of Penicillium chermesinum, 855 nucleotides long. RefSeq lists its product as uncharacterized. The transcript is spliced from 3 exons. The coding region runs from base 1 to 855 and encodes 284 amino acids. NCBI's taxonomy places the organism in Eukaryota, Fungi, Ascomycota, Eurotiomycetes, Eurotiales, Aspergillaceae. The record is from RefSeq and is a predicted model, not a curated record.